Heteronotia binoei (common prickly gecko) is the source of this 1954-nucleotide messenger RNA. RefSeq names its product zinc finger protein 19-like. The transcript is spliced from 10 exons. Lineage: Eukaryota; Metazoa; Chordata; Lepidosauria; Squamata; Gekkonidae. Bases 140 to 1954 code for a protein of 604 amino acids. Gene Ontology annotation, biological process: regulation of transcription by RNA polymerase II. Gene Ontology annotation, molecular function: DNA-binding transcription factor activity, RNA polymerase II-specific; RNA polymerase II cis-regulatory region sequence-specific DNA binding. The record is from RefSeq and is a predicted model, not a curated record.
UGUCAGAUGGCCAUCUAGCCUGUUUAAAAACCUCCAAGGAAGAAGAGCCCACCACCUCCCGGGGAAGCGUGUUCCACUGAGGAACCACUCUAACGCCAAGUGAAUAAGAGUGUCUUUCAAGAGUAAGAGGCAACCCAAGAUGAAGGUGGAGGAGAUGGAAGAAAAGGACCCCGAAGGCCCUGGAACUGGGAAGAUAUCGAGGAAAGGUUCCCAUUCCCUCCAAGCAGGGAGUGGUGCUGAAUUCUGGGAAAAAGCUGUGCCAGAGAUUGUGGUUCAGGACACUGUGACCGCAGAUGUACGCAGCCAAUGUUUCCGGCGGUUCUGUUACCACAAAGCUGAUGGGCCCCGAGAGGUCUGCAGCCGUCUCCAUGGACUUUGUAAGGACUGGCUGGAGCCAGAGAGGCGCACCAAGAAGGAGAUGGUGGACCUGGUGAUCCUGGAGCAGUUCCUGGCCAUCCUGCCGCAGGAAGUGCAGGGCUGGGUGAGAGGAUGCGGGCCAGAGACCAGUUCCCAGGCAGUGGCCCUGGCCGAAGGUUUCCUCCUGAGUCAGGCAGAGGAGAAGAGGCAGGCACAGCAGAUGUGUGGACGAUCUGUGAAGGCGGAAGCAAAGUUCUCUGAGGCAGAAGGAGCUCUGUCAGAGGAAGGUCAGAGGACGCAGGCACAGGAGCAUGCCCGAGAGGCCCUGUCAAGUGGCAGUGAAGAGACAUUAUCGAGCCGUUUUCUUUGCAGAGAAGUGGAAACGCCUCCUCGACCUCUGGUCCAGUCUCCAUUUUCCUUUGAGGAGGUGGCCGUGUAUUUCACCGUGGGAGAGUGGGCCCUGCUGGAUCCGAGCCAAAAAGCUCUCUACAGGGAAGUCAUGCUGGAGAACUAUGGAAAUGUGGCUUUUCUGGCAGCAGAUGGAGAAGAGACAGCUGGGGAAUUCCAGGGGUUCUCUUUGGAAACAGUCAAGAUUGAAGAUGCUGAAGAAAACUUUGGAGAUGAACCCCAGAGGCAGGAGGAAAGCCACGCAGCAGGAGAUGUUCAGAGGAAUGAGGAGGAUGGGGAACUGCAUCAUCUCUCACCAGCUGAAAUCAAGAAAGAAGACAGGAGAAGAAACAUCAGGAUUCAAAGCAGACCUCAGAGGCAGGAAGUCAGUCACAGGGUGAAGAAGAGGGAUAAAUUCGUUCCUUGCCAAGGGGGGGAUUUCCAAGAAGUAAUUCAGAUGUUGGAGGAAACAUACAAGUGCUUGAACUUCUCAGAUCAAACCCAAUAUAAUGUCCAAUCGGGAAUGCACAGUGGAAAGAAGGCCCAUCCAUGCCUGAAGCGUGGAAAGGCCAUGAUUACCAGAGCAGAGUUCCUUAGACAACUAAGAAGACAUACAGGAAAGAAACCUUAUCGCUGCUCAGGCUGCAGCAAGAGCUUCUCAGAGAAAUCAGACCUUGUUCAACACCAAAGAAUUCAUUCUGGAGUGAAGCCCUUUAUCUGUUCAGAGAAUGGAAUGAUGUUCUUGGAUGGAAGAAAGGGUACUAUACAUUUUUCAAAGGACAAUAUAAUGAGGCCAUAUAAAUGCUAUCGGUGUGGAAAGUACCUCAGAUACAAAUCACAGCUCCUUGUGCACCAGAGGACCCACAUACCUUUUGAGUGCUCAGAGUGUGGGAAGAGAUUCAGUCACAAUUUGCUUCUUAAACUGCACGAAAGAAGACACAGAGCGAUGUGGGGAGGAUCCAUGAAAGAGGAAGCAAAGUUCACUGAGGCAGAAGGAGCUCCAUCAGAGGAAGGUCAGAGGGUACAGGCCCAGGAAUGUGUCCAAGAUGCCCUGUCAAGUGGCAGUAAAGAGACAUUAUCGAGCCCUUUUCUUUCCAGAGAGGUGGCAAAGGCUGCUCAACCUCUGGUCCAGGGGAUGAUCAGAGGAAUGAGGGGGAUGAGGAACUACAUCAUCUAUUGCCAGAUGGAGUCAAAAUUCAAGGCAGGGUGA